Molecule: messenger RNA, 610 nt
Organism: Labrus bergylta (ballan wrasse)
Lineage: Eukaryota; Metazoa; Chordata; Actinopteri; Labriformes; Labridae
Source: RefSeq, a predicted model, not a curated record
CGAGGACAGAAGAGAGAGAGCAAAAGAUCCCACCGGCUGAUUUCACACUGCAAGAGUGAUUAUAGCAGCCCGUCUGAAAAAAUGGUAACCUUAUUAGAGGAUCAGUGAUCUGAGCCACAGCACAGCCAGAGCCACAGCAGGCAUGAAUGCAUCUGAUCUGUCUUCCUACCAAGGGGAGGUGAUGCUGGAUAACUCCACCUGGGCUUACUCCUACUAUAACAUAAACUACACCCUGUCCCCUCCGCUGAUACCAGACAAGACCAGCACGACCAAACCCGCAGCAUGCGAGCAGGUCCACAUCGCCGUGGAGGUAUUUCUCAUCCUCGGUAUCAUCUCCCUGCUGGAGAACAUCCUGGUCAUCACUGCUAUCAUAAAGAACAAGAACUUGCAUUCACCCAUGUACUUCUUCAUCUGCAGCCUGGCAGUGGCAGACAUGCUGGUGAGUGUGUCCAACGCCUGGGAGACGAUCAUCAUUUACCUCCUCAACAACAGGCAGCUGGUGGUGGAGGACCACUUCAUCCGCCAGAUGGAUAAUGUGUUUGACUCCAUGAUCUGUAUCUCAGUGGUUGCGUCGAUGUGUAGCUUGCUGGCGAUCGCUGUGGACAGGUAA